This is a messenger RNA of Mercurialis annua (annual mercury), 4026 nucleotides long. RefSeq names its product kinesin-like protein KIN-14J. The coding region runs from base 372 to 3758 and encodes 1128 amino acids. The record is from RefSeq and is a predicted model, not a curated record. NCBI's taxonomy places the organism in Eukaryota, Viridiplantae, Streptophyta, Magnoliopsida, Malpighiales, Euphorbiaceae. The transcript has 22 exons. Gene Ontology annotation, biological process: microtubule-based movement. Gene Ontology annotation, molecular function: microtubule binding; microtubule motor activity; ATP binding.
UUCAUUUUCUUUUCAAAAUCAAACACAUUUCUGACAAUUUCCUUUUUCUUUUCUUUUCUUUUCCAACACAAAAGAAAGGAAAAGAAAAGAAAAAAAAAAUCAAUUAAUUCCUCUCUCUGUAUCACAUUUUGAAACCGUCCUUUUUUUAGAAGAAAACUCCGGCCACCUAUCGUACACCGGUCAGGCUGUCACCUCCGUCGAUCUCUAUGUACAUUGUAUCAAUUUCAAUUCGAUCUUAGUUUCUUCACCGGUUUCCGCUUCUAUUUAUCGAUCUUCGGUUUUAAUUUUAACUAUUAUUAUGAUUCUCCAGUCGCGCUUCGUCUGUAAUUGAUUCUCCGGAAGAAAGAAGUUCCAGGUCAGCAAUCUUCAUCAUGAACGUUGAUCAAGAUAUGAAACUUGGUAGAAAUGGAAUGUAUGACGGUAUGAAUGGAAAUGAUUGUUUGGAAAUUGAAGGAAGUGGACGCCGUGAAGACGUCUUUAAUGGUAAUAUACCAUCAUUGGUUGAAUGGCUGAACCAUAUGAUGCCUCAUUUAAAUUUACCAUUAGAAGCUUCGGAGGAAGAAUUGAGAGCAUGCUUGAUUGAUGGCACUGUUUUGUGUAGCAUUUUGAACAAGCUCAAUCCUGGUUCAGUUGACAUGAGAGGUAAUACUGUACCUGGUCCUGAGAAAAUCAAAUUGUUUCUGGCAGCAAUGGAUGAAAUGGGAUUUUCUAGGUUUGUAAAUGCUGAUUUACAACAGGGAUACAUGUUACCGGUUCUGCAGUGCCUUAGCACGCUCAAAGCACAUUUUGAUCAUAAUGGUGGUACUCGUAAUAGAAGAUUAUGGAAUCUAUUGUUGGCAAAUACCAAAGGGACGGAUCGACAUGUAAAUGCUUUAUUAUCUGGAGAAGAGAAACAUAAGUGGAAAGUAGAGUCAUUAGAAGGAACUGAUCGUUGCCGUGUGCAUGCAUCAACCCGCGGAGUACAUCGCUCUGUUGUUUCAGAGCCUGCUUUGCUCCAUGAUGCUGGCCACAAGCUUUCUGAUCAGUUGUCAAUAAAACAAGGGCUCUAUGGUGAUCUUUCAGAUUCUAAUAUUUUGGAAUUGAUAAAAUCACAUGGUUUGGAUAGUGCCUCAACUCGAGCAUUGUUUGGUUUAGUAAAUAACAUUCUGGAUGAUAUCUGCGAAAGGAAGACUGGCCAGUUUCAACAUAUGACACUAAUAAUGAAGAAAGUAUUGCAAGUUAUUGAGGAACGAUUUUCAACUCACACAGAGAAUUUGACAGAUCAAAAUAAUCUGUAUAAGCUUCGCUCAGAAAAGUACCAAUGUAGAAUAAGAGGACUUGAAACUCUUGUAUCUGGAUCCACAGAUGAAAUCGCGGUAUUAUUGUCACACCUGCAGCAGCUAAAGAUCGAGAAAAUCAAAAUUGAGCAAAAGGAAAAGCUUGAAGAGCAGGAUCUACUUAGGUUAAAGGAAGAAAAGAAUCAUAGUGAUGUUGAGAUAUUUAACCUGAAACAGGAACUAGAAUUAGUUAAGAAAAGGCAUGAAGAGCAAUGCUUAUUUCUGGAAGCUCAAGCUAAAGAAACCAAGGUUGAGUUGCAAAAGAAAGUAAAGGAACUUGAGCACUUUCUGGUUGAAUCAAGGAGUAAGGUGGAACAACUUCAAUCAUUUUCUGAAUCUAAGUCUAGGAGAUGGAAAAGGAAGGAGGGAAAGUACCGGAACUUUAUAGAUCAUCAGUCUGAAGCUUUACAGGUGCUAAGGGCUUCAUCUGAAUCUAUAAAGCAUGAAGUUUUAAAGGCAAAGAGAAGUUAUUUCGAGGAGUUUCAAUGUUUGGGAUACAAGAUGAAAGGACUAGCUGAAGCUGCUGAGAAUUAUCAUUCUGUGCUUGCAGAAAAUCGAAGACUAUAUAAUGAAGUUCAGGAUCUAAAAGGAAAUAUUAGAGUGUAUUGUCGAAUAAGACCCUUUCUUCCUGGACAAUGUAAAAAGCAAACCACCAUAGAAUUAAUUGGUGAAAAUGGCGAAAUUGUCAUUUCAAAUCCCUCCAAACAAGGAAAGGAUAGCCAUAGACUCUUCAAAUUUAACAAGGUUUUUGGUCCAAAAACUAGUCAAGAGGAAGUGUUUUUGGAUACACAGCCUUUAAUUCGGUCUGUUCUUGACGGAUAUGAUGUCUGCAUUUUUGCUUAUGGCCAAACCGGAUCAGGAAAGACUUACACUAUGAGUGGACCUAAUUUACUAUCAGAAGAAGAUUGGGGAGUUAAUUAUCGUGCUUUGCAUGACCUUUUCCAAAUCUCUCAAACAAGGAGAAGCUCCAUUAGAUAUGAUGUCGGUGUACAAAUGGUUGAAAUAUAUAAUGAACAAGUUCGUGAUCUACUCUCAAGUGAUGGCCCUCUGAAAAGACUUGGGAUUUGGAGUACGACCCAACCAAAUGGAUUAGCUGUUCCUGAUGCUAGCAUGCACUCUGUUGAAUCAACUGCUGAUGUUUUGGAUUUGAUGAACAUUGGGUUGAUGAAUCGCACAAUUGGUGCUACUGCUCUCAACGAAAGAAGUAGCAGAUCCCACAGUGUUCUCACUGUUCAUGUUCGUGGAACGGAUUUGAAGGGUGGUACUGUUUUGCGAGGUAACCUACAUUUAAUAGAUUUGGCUGGUAGUGAACGAGUAGAGAGAUCCGAAGCAACUGGUGAUAGACUUAAAGAGGCACAGCACAUAAACAAGUCACUUUCUGCCCUUGGAGACGUGAUAUAUGCUUUGUCUCAAAAGAGUCCUCACGUGCCAUACCGGAAUAGCAAACUAACUCAAGUCUUACAAAGUUCUUUAGGUGGUCAAGCAAAGACACUCAUGUUUGUCCAGCUCAAUCCAGAUGUCGAUUCGUAUUCCGAAACUGUUAGUACAUUGAAGUUUGCAGAGAGGGUUUCUGGUGUUGAAUUAGGUGCUGCAAGGAGCAACAAAGAAGGGCGAGAUGUUAGAGAACUAAUGCAACAGGUGUCAUCCUUGAAGGACACAAUUGCAAGGAAAGAUGAAGAGAUUGAGCGGCUGCAGUUGAUCAAGUCAAAUGUCAAUGGCAUGAAGCACGGUAUGACCUCACAUAAGAGUGAUUCUUCAUCUCCAAGAAGACUUUCAAAUGGGAACACGCGUCAUAGCCCUAAGACAGCUGCAGGAAAAGGACCCGGAUCUGAGAGAGUAGCAUCAGACAUGGAUAAUAGCUCAGAGUACAGUGAGAAACGUUCUGAAACUGGUUCUCUGCUGUCAAUGGAUGAAUUCAGACAUCGAAAUGGACUUUUGCAACCAUCAAAUUCAAUAGGUGAAUUAAGUCUUCAAAAGGAAUUUCUUCCUCUGUCGAAGAUUGAACAAAAUGUCAACCAGAAUUCUAAAGAAGAUAUUGAUCUCUUGGGGUUUGGAGACGCAGAUUCGGAUGAACGAUUAAGUGACAUAUCAGACAGCGGUCUUUCAAUGGGAACUGAAACAGAAUCUGUGGAGUUUUCUCUUUUCACCGAAUCUGCAAAAUCAUUUGAAACUGCAGGUCCUGUCGAAGCUUCUGAAUCAGCCAAAUUUUACGAAGUAGCAAGACCGGUUCAAGUGGCAAAACCAACUGAGAAAGCAGAAACAACAGAAAACAGACCACCACAGUUUACAUCUAAGCUUCCUAGGCCUCCACAAAGACCGGCACAAACAACGACAUCACGUUUGUCAUUAACCAAGAGCUCCACUCCAAGGGGUUCAUCUGCACCUAGGAAAAUGACUCUUGGUAGUUCAUCUGCAUCGAGACUUUCAAAACGUUGGACAUAAAGCUGGUGGCUUUCUGGAUGACAGUAAAGAAUUGACAGUAACUCAGUAGAUUGUAAAUUCUAACUCUCAACUUACUGCUAUCUCUAGUUUCUUCCUUGCUUCCACUUAUCCCAUAGAAAAGGGAUGACUGGAGACCAAUUUGUGGUGUAAAUUGUAUAUACGCAAGAAUUGUAGUGUUAAGCUCGUUGAGUUUCACCACAUUUUGUUGCUCUUAUUUAUGUUGAAAUGCAUUAUAAAUUUAGAAAAAAUGGUCGUCGUGGACUUUAAA